Biomphalaria glabrata is the source of this 7821-nucleotide messenger RNA. Its product is annotated as E3 SUMO-protein ligase ZBED1-like. The coding region runs from base 212 to 2281 and encodes 689 amino acids. The transcript is spliced from 3 exons. The record is from RefSeq and is a predicted model, not a curated record. Lineage: Eukaryota; Metazoa; Mollusca; Gastropoda; Planorbidae. Gene Ontology annotation, molecular function: protein dimerization activity; DNA binding.
CACGAAUACUUUCCCUCCAGACGCCAUAUUGAUUCGAUGGUGAAUCUUUUUGGUAUUUGACAAUAUUGCUGAAGUGAUAUUUUCAAACUUGUGUCAUUCGAUCAUAUUAUUUUCGCUUUUAGAGUGCUGUGUACUAAAAUGGAUAAUUGAUUUCCAUUUAGUGGACGUUUUGAAGAAUUUUUCAUACUUAUUAUUAAAACAAACACUCUUCAUGAACGACUUCAGCACUUCACCGCUGGUGCAAUUCGCUUCAAUUGAACAAGGUGGUAGAGUUCGUAAAACUCCUGUAGCCUAUCUACAGACAGAGGAGACAAAAGUAAGAAGGACUAGAAGUUCCAAACAGGUGCCCAUCAUGGCUGAUGGGGUAACCUCAAUCAUUCCUAAAUCCAACAAAGGACCAAAACGUCCACGAAGUGUUGUAUGGUAUUAUUUUGACAAGAUUCUUAAUGAGCCACAGAGAGCCAGGUGCAAAAUGUGUGGUGCUACCUGCCAUCAUGCUAACAACACAUCGAAUCUGUUUAAGCAUCUACGUGUUAAACAUCCAUCAACGUAUAGAGAGGCUGAGAGUCAACGAGAGGCAGAGAUGGAGUUGUAUUUAGAACUGAAAGCCAAAUCUGGUAAACCAAUUAUUCGUCCAGGAAUCCGUGGCAGGCGUCCCAAAGCUCUGACAGCUAUUCCUAUAGUGAAAGCAGAGGAAACUGUUUUGCUUAACAACAGUCCUAGGGAAACACUGGUUGUUAGAAAAUCAUAUGGUGCUGAAAAAGUUAAGCAAACUAUGACCAGGGCUUUACUAAAAAUGAUAACUGUUGAUCUGCACCCAGCAUCUAUUGUGAAUGGGAAAGGUUUCCGUGACUUUGUGAAGUCUCUAGAUUCACGAUAUGAAAUUCCUAGUAAGAAAGUCAUUGUUAAGAACCUUCUUUCAGAACUAGCUGAAGAGACCAAGCAUAAAAUAAAAUUAGAUGUUGUGAUUGCUUCAUAUUUUGCAUUAACUGUGGAGACAUGGACAUACAGGGAUUCCCAAAUAUUUAUGACUUUAUCUGCCCACUUUAUAAAAGACUCAUGGGAAAUGUCAAGCAUCGUGCUGGAAACUUUUGACUGCACAGAAGAAAAGACAGAGACAAAUAUAGCAACCAGCUUUAAGAGGAUAACUGAGGAAUGGGGAAUAACUGACAGAGUAAUUGCGCUAGUUGCUGACAAUACUGAGGAUGUUAUACACAGUGCUGCUUUAGUAAAUGGAUGGGAAGAACUAGUUUGCUUUGGACAUACUAUAAACAUUGUUAUCACAAAUGCCCUAACAUCUGUUGCAGAGCUAGUUCGUAUUCAAAAGAAAACCAGUGAUGCAGUUGCUUACUUUGAGAAAAGCACCAAAGCUGCAGACACUCUAGCAGCUGUUCAGCAGCAGCAUAGCUUGCCAGUUCAUAAGCUGAAACAGGAAAACCUUAGAUACUGGACAUCCACAUAUGCCAUGUUUGAGAGGAUGGUGGAGCAAUAUGAAGCAGUCAAUACUGUACUCUGCUUCUUGGGCAAAGACCACAUGUGCUUGUGUGAUGAUGAGGUGGAGCUAAUCAGAAGUGUUGUGGAGGUGCUGAAGCCAUUUGAAGCAGCCACCAAAGAGCUUUGCACUGAGCAGUAUACUUAUAUGUCUAAAGUUAUACCCAUUGCCACUUUGUUACAACAGGUAACAUCUGUUGGCAUUGCCACUCUUCCAGGGCCACAGUCUGCUUUGAAAAAUGCACUCAUCACUCAGAUGCAGCAGCUGUUUGCCAAUGUAGAAAACAACUAUAAGUUGGCAGUAUCCACUUUGCUUGAUCCUCGUUUUAAGCGUCAUGCUUUUACUGACCUAUCAGCAUUAGACAUAGCUCACCAACGCUUGCUAAAUGAGCUUGCAACAGUUGUGCAAAAUUCAGAUACUCCUUCUUUAGGCAAUGAUGCUGCUUAUGGAAAUGACCCUACUGGUUCAUUUUGGAAUAUGUUUGAUCGUAAAGUGUCAGAGGCAGGUGCCAUGAAGACAUCUGCCUCUGAGGCUGACAAUGAAACUCGUCGUUAUUUUAAAGAGGCCAAUAUUCCUCGCAAUGCCAACCCAUUGACUUGGUGGAAACUAAAUGAAGUUCAGUUCCCUAACCUCAAGGUUUUGGCGCAGAAGUACCUAUGUAUACCAGCAACAUCAACCGCUUCCAACCAGCUGUUCACCAAAGAAGGGGAUGUGAUUGCUUACAAAAGGGAACAGAUUAAGCCUAACAUUCUUCACACAAUGUUAUUUCUGAAUAAAAACCUUGCUUGAGUCUUCAAGUGCUAUAUAAUUGUAGCACCUUUUGCAAUAUAUACAGCAUUAAACUUGAGAAAAAAAAUUCCCUCAAAUACAUUUUAACAUUGGUAUUUGCUAGGAUUACAAAUGCUUUAUACACAGUCUGAAUGUGUUAGAGAUUAUGAAACUUGUUUAACUGCCAAGUUAUGUUGAAUGCAUUUCUGCCUUAUAUCUAUCUAAAUUGUGUGUUAAAACAUUAUAAUCAAAGAUUGUUUAAAGGAAAAAAAACAACUGAGUUAUAAACAUAUAAUAACACUGUACAUUUAACAUUACUUUUAUUCUUUUGUAUUUUUUCUUUGAAGCAAUCAAGUUUAUACAACUAUCCAAGCUUGUACAUAAAUUUAUGCAUAUAAAGGAAAAAAGUUUGAUCAUCUACGUAAACAUUGGUCACCGCUUCCAGCAUUCUGUUACUGUUGCUAUAUAUAUACCAUGUGACAGCCUACAUAAGAAUCCAUUUGCAAUUUGAAUGCCAUUGAUACCUAAUUACAGAAUAUUCAUUUCAACUUGAUGUCCUUCUCUUAGCUUAUAUUGGUGGACCUGGCAUUGAUUGAACUUAAACUUGCUGCUCACAUUUUGUUCAUGCACCUCACCUUUUUUUCCAAUUGUUGAUCACUGGCUGCCCAACAAAUUUGUUAUUGGAUUCUUUUAACAUAAAGAUACUCUCCAGUAUUACAAUAUAAUUUAGUUGUUUUUUUUUUCCAUGAGAUGAUUUGAUCUCCUAUGAUGCAGAACAUCUGUGAGGGAAAUGUUUCACAAUAUAUAUGUGACAGUGUAUAGAGUAAUAUAUUUUGAUCUCACUGUAAAUGACAAGAAUAAGCCCAGAUUUAACUAAACCCUGGUCUUUCCCACUAUGUAUGUUUCUGAAUGUUUGAAUGUUUCAGUCCACUCAGGAACUAGAAAUCUAGUAAUUUUUUUGUUUCUGUAGCUGUUUUUGUAUUUUUGUUUUCGUAUCAUUUAAAAUUUUUUUUUUUUAAAUAUUACUAUUAUUUUUGAUCUUUGAAGUAACUAGCAAUACAAUGCUUCAAAGUAAUUAGUAAUACAAUGUUAUGAAGUAAUUAGUAAUACAAUGCUUUGAAGAAAUUAGUAAUGCUAUGCUUAGUUUAUGAUAAAAUUUAAUUAUUGUGGCAUUAGUUGUAACAUUCUAUGCAUGCAGUGUUUUUGUAAUAGGCAAUAGUUAAAACAAAUGUGAAGCUAAGUACUGUAACAAUGAUGAAUGGGUCAAUGACCCAGCCAGUCACACCCCAACCUUGCAAUAUUUGUGGGACUGGUUAGAAUUACUUAACAAAAAGAUUAUUUUUUUUGUUUGCCAGGUCCUGUGUUGCUGCUAGGUGGAGUUGUGAAGUCUUAGGAUUCAUAGUUUGUGCCCUGAUCAGGAUUGCCCAUUAUUUCACUGUAUUUUUCUCACCAUUUUCUCAUAGCCUUGAAAUAGUGUAGUCUUAAUUACACACUAAUUUACACCAAGGUCAGGAUGUCGUGAAGCACAUGAAUUUUCUGUUAACAUGGUUUGUUUGAUUGCCUAAUUGGUAGAGGCUUAGAAGGCAGUAAACAUUUGUGUUUGACUUGAAACUAAUACUAAUCAUUUUGAUAUUAUCAAAUCAAACUCAAAAUAUUUGUUAAGUAUGCGAGCAAGUGAUGUCGUAUAUAUUCAAGAUUUGGUUUAUCUAUUUAUUCAUUAAGAUUCAUUUAUAACAUUGUUUUCUAUGCCUUUGUUCUUAAUUCUUGGUGUGAACCCUUUCCCCAGCAACCUACUGUAUUCAGCAUAUAGAUAUGUUGCUGAUGUUUCUAUUCCAAAUAUCCUUUUAGAUACUUUUUGUAACCUCAGCCUAAUCCUUUAUGUAGUUAAAAUAAAUGAAGGGUGUAAAUGUAUAAUAUGAAGAAAAAAAAAACAUUUGGGAAAGUCAUUUGUAUUUAUACAGUCCCUGUCUUCUGGGUUUAAUUUAUUAAGAUAGUAUAAUACACUAAUAGCAUAUUGCAAACAUUUUUUUAGAAAUUUAUCAGUAUAGUUUAAUUAAAAUAUUUAACAUACCUAUAUUUUAAAGCUCAACACUAAAAAGAAGGUCUUCAUGUAUACAACAGGAGAGAUGUUUGUUUGUUUGAGCUAGCUAGUUAGUGUUUCUAAUGUUUGUAAAAUGUCUGGUUUCCCAUCUUUGUAUCAAUGUAUCAUAGUGAUUCAUAAUUUGUGUUAGACUGAGACUAUGGUACAAACAAUUUGAAAUGCUUAUUGUCAGAACAAAAUAGAAGACUUGUAGGAUAUGAUUAAUUAAUCUUUACUGCAAUUAAUGCUAAUUGAAGAUCAUUGAAAAAGAUUAUUAAAGGUUGCCUAUUUUUCCCUUUUUUUUGUCUUACAUUAAAUAUCUUAGUAGCUAUUUAAUCAUGACAUUUACAACACUUUUGGUGUCUUAAGGUUGUUUGUUAAUCUCGUUUUUUUUUUUUAAGUUGUAUACGUAUCAUGCACAUACUGUUUUGCUUUUGAAUCUGGUAAAAGUGUUUUAUUCAAGGUCUGAAUUUUACUUAAACUCAUUGAGGGAAUCUGUCUGACUUGACAUGAAAUCUCUAGUUGUUUUUUUUUUUCUAUUCUAAUACAGAUGAACACAUUAUUAUUGGCUGUUGGUUUUGCAGUUAUAGAUGAGUGAAAAAACUGGUUUUGCGAUUAGGUCAUUAAACAAUUUCCCUAAAAUCACUUGUAAAAUACACAUCCUGUUCUUUAAUCCUGUUCUUGAAUUACUUUUUACCUCCCUAAUCUCAGAUUCUGACAGAUUCAAAAGGAUAGUUUGAUUACAAUACACAUGCCCAGAAUGACUAUGAAGAGUACCAUAUUGUUAUCCGUAUUUUUGACAUAAAUAUAUAAUGUUCCUAUAUUCUGUCAAAGCAUAUAAUUCUCCACCUCUUUGUUAUGUUCUUCCCAUCAGUUUUGUUGUACUCAACCAACCUUAUGUAUCUAAAUUUUCUCUUUAGUCUUCCCGUUUUCUUACACCAAGGGUUCCACUCUUAAGAAGUACUUCUGGUUUUGGUGUUAAAAAUAUUUCAUGAAGGUGUAUCCAUACAUUUUUUAGAGGCCACACAUCUCUCAGCUUGAUGUUUUCUCCCUAAUCACACCAUGUAAUUUCUUCAUCUGUUAAUAGAGUCUAUGAAUCUUGCAUCCAAUAUUGGAUCGAAACAUUUACAAUGUUUAUAAUGUAGCAACAUAAAUUUAGGCUGAGACAGUGGCUGCAAUUAUUGAGACAUGAGACAAUUUAAAAGUGCAGCCAGGCAUUUUUGUAACAGUAUUCAUGCAAACUUGAUUGCAUGUUAACAUUAUUGAGCAGUAGCUCUUAGUGGCAUCUAGCCCAAUGAAAUAUUUUACACACUUAUUCUUUUCAUCUGCUGAGCAGUAGGCUGUGUAUUUCACAAAUACAUUUCUUAUAUUUACUAGUUAGAGAUUUAAGCCAUUAUUAUGCAUUGCUGAUAUAAUUAGUUGUGGAUGGUUUUUGUCUUGUUAGAAGUUUAACAUUUACAUUGCAAAGUAUUGGCAUGCAAACAUUGGCAACCUAUAAGGCUAUGCAUAAAUAGUUGUUUUUUUUACCUGUUAAGCUAGUGAUUCAAAUUGUAGAGUUCUACUCAGUAAAAAAAAAAAAAAAAGUUAUUUUUAACAUAUAAUAAUGUAGUUUUCGUUUGAUAUUGGACUUAUUCUUUAACUUUAAGGAAACAAUAUGUUAAAUUUUUGUUGUAUGCAAAUUUAUUUGAUCCUCAGGAAAAGUUGUUUCGUUUAUUGUCCAUAUAUUAUAUGUUGAUUAAUUAAUAUAUAGAUAGUUUAAAAGUAUAGCUAGGACAUAUGUUUUUUCCUGCAACAUGUGACUUCACAUUAGCAAAAGAGUUUGUGUGCAUUUUUAAAAAUAGAUUUCACUUUAGAAUUUAAGUUUUAAUAUUAAGCUUUAAUUUUCAUAAAUAUUUUAUGGAAUUUCAAAGAAACUUCAUUAUAAUAACUCUUCCUCUCUGUAAUUAUUUUCCAUUUUCUGACCAAAUUAUUCAUUUUGCCCAUUUGUAGUUCACUACCAUGUUAUGAUUAAACUUCAAUAUUUUUUUUUAUCAGAAAAUGUUAUAUUUGGGAUAGAAUUAAAGGGGAAUACAUGCCCUUUUUAUGUAACACUAAUUAAUGUUUAGAAAACCAAAAAUUAAUUUAAUAGUGGAUUAUGAAUUAAAAAUACAAACUGUGGGCAAGUCUCAUUGGAUCUAGGUCUAGACUAGAUUUAAUUAAUAUUUUAUGAUCCAAAUUUCAAUGAAAUUUAUCCAUAUUUCACAAGACUUAUAGAACAUAUUUAAAACACAAAAUAAACAACUUCAGCUUAUUAUUCAUGUCUGCAGGAUAGAAACAAUGAAAAUUGACAGAUUGUGAACUAUUCAACUAGCUCUGGCUCUGGACUAGAUCUAGGUAGCAUAUUAUCAUCCAAAUACAUUUAUAUUUAAAACACAUAAAAUGAGUGUCUUGAACUCAUUACCAUAUUCCAUGUUAUUAAUAUCUGGAAUAUUAAUCUAAAGAAACAAGAAACUAUAAUAUCCCCCACUCUUGAAAAAAAAUGUUCUUGGUAAAAACACAUUGAAAAGUAAACAUUUGUAUGUUUUAAAGAAAAAAAAUAAAUUUCCCCUUUCAGACCUUGCGAUUUAUCGGACAGAUGUUGUAAAGGUCUGUGGCCAACGGUUUUCGAGGGUAUCAUGUGGCCAGCAUAAUGACUAACCGCAUUUACUUUCCCCAAUUAAUGUUGGGUACCCAAUAGAGGCGUCCAAAGAUCUCGAAAUUCAAAAUCCCAGUCUUCACCAGGAUUUGAACCUGGGACCCCGUUUGGAAGCCAAGCACUUUACAGCUCAGCCACUGGGCCUCCUUGAAUGUUUUACAAUGGGAAAAUUAAAAACAUUUUGGGUUGGAAAAAAAACAAUUUUCAAAGUAUUGACAAUAAUAUUGUUGAUUUGACUGAAAUGACAGGGUAAAAUCAACGAUGGCAUCAUUGAUUCCUAUGGCCUCCUCCACCAAGCGACUAUGGAUCAUUUUAUGGAAAUGAGAUGACUGGACAUUAGCCAUGGACGGAAUGAUGUCACGCACACAGCAGUUCCCCCUCUUCAUGCAGAUGAUAUAUCCAAAGUAAAUUGUUGAUUAGGAAAGCAUUAAAUGAAGAUCAAGGUGUCAUUAAUAUAAUAAAUUGGGAAUUUAUUACAUUUCCAACUUUUUAUACUAAUUGAGUUUUUAAUAUAAAGGAAUCCGAUAUAAUGAAGUUUGACUGUAAUGAGCUUAAUGUUUUCUAAAAAUGUAUAAAACUUUAAUUCAUUAUUAGUAUUGAUUUUGUCUUAGAAUGUUUUAUGUUAUUGUUUUUUUCCAUCUUUGACAAGGCAUGUCAGGUGACAUUUUUAUUUAAACAUGUUUGUGUUUUAUUGAUUUUAAAUUGCUGACAUUAUGUAUGGAGUGUGUGUGUUAUGUAAAUACAUUUAAUUUAUUUAAAAAAUAUUUAAAUAAAGAAUUAAAAUAAAUUUUAUCACUUCUACAAAGA